CAUCAACUUGCAGGCUGCAUCUCCAGAUGAUUGCCUCGAGUCAUUCAUCAAGCCUCUCCCUACCUACCUACUUUCGACCUCUACACUUGGACUGAAGAAGGCAAACGUUCGGCUGCCUGAUCUUCGUCUAUCCUCCUACAACAACUCAGAUCAACUCUCAAUUGAUGACUCUUGUUCUACAAGACCCUCAUCAACCACUCUCAACCCUUCUUCACUACUGACCUACAUAGUCUUCAUCACUACCCCACCUGGUUGGGCCUCAUCCUGUGAGGAAGCACGCAGGCAACUUCAUCUUCUGUCACCUCUAGCAACCCUCUUCUACACCUUGGUCUGGCUCAGUAAGUCGUGCUCACAUUCCCACCGAAUCUGAAUAUCGUCGUUCUUCACCACUUUGGCCACUGCCCCUCCCUCCCUUGCCUCUACCAAACAUGACUGACACCAGCCGUACCCACCAAAUUGACCUUGUAUACCCUCAGAUAGUUCUAGCCUUCUCUUACGAUUCAAUUCUUGCUCGAUCCAACGACCUCGAUCGGACCGUGAACCCGCUCGAAAGGGCGCAACCUUCUAUAAUGCAGGCUACCUCUCUCAGCGAUAGUUGGACCUCCCUCCCUGAUGCAGAUUCCUCUUUCGAAGACGAUGUCGACUCCGAACACACCGACCUCGGCUCCCUUCUCGAUGUUCGCAGCGCAGACGAUGUUCAGAGUGUGACGGGUACAGACAUCCAAGAUGACGGUUCAGAGGCUGAUUCAUUGGAAGACGAGGAUCGCCCUCAAGAACAAGAGUCGUCAAUAUUGGAUUUUCCCAAUCUGCCCGCCUCCCCCAUCUUCGCUUCACGUUCAGUUAGGUUCAGCCCCAUGUCUCCUUACCAUCCAGAAUCCCAUAUGGACGCCGAUCUCUCGCUCGAUCUUUCUCGCCCACGUGCUACACAGGAGGGUCAAACUGCCAGGGAUCUGACUCAUACAGAGCAAAGUGUGGUCCGAACGCAACAUCAACUUGAUGAAACAACCCUGAUCAAGUCAGCCAUCAGAUUGUCACUUUCUUCGCAUGGCUUAGAUCUAGCCAGCUACGAUUGUUUCAAGGUGAUUCUGCUGGGCAAUAAUGUGCACGAGUUUCGGCCUGAGAUCCAAGCAAAACUGGGUGAUGCGUUGGUCUCGAGUGCCAGCAGUUCGGUGUGCUCUAGUGCAUCUGCAUCUGCCACCCGCUUUCAUCUCGUCCCCAAUACUUUUGGCCCUGGUUCCGAGCCGGACUUUGCCGAUCUCGUUGCCAUCGACAAGCAAAUUGAGUUUGAAUACUACGAUCAGGCGAUGGAGGCUGUGGACAUGUGCAAUAGCCCACAGGUGGAAUUACACUUGCAGAAUAGUGAGACAAACACUCGAAUCUCCUCGCGGUGGAAUGGCCAGGACUUUACAAUCUCUCGACAGCGAUGGACUCCCCCAGACCUUGCCAUCCUCUGUCUUGAGCUGGAUGUGAUGGGAAAAUUGGACACACCAAGCAAGCACUUUGUUGAAUUCAUCCGUCGUCACAAUCUACCCUGCAUUGCCAUCAGACUGAACCAGAACUUGGCUGGAAGUUGUCAGGAGUAUCUGCAAGAUGGUGUGCUUCGAGAGGACAUCGAAGCCACAGAACCGACAUCUCCAAAUUCACGUGUUAUUGCAAGUGUCCCAGUUGAUAUUAGCACAUUCUUGAGCCUGGACUCGGCAGACGUCAAUAAGCACAUCACAUGGGCAUUGAAUACACCGAGACCUCCACCAGCAAAACCAUUUGCGUUCACUCCAAAGUUAGGACGUUCAACAAUGGUGGACUUGUGGAGAAGUAUGGCCAUUCCAUCCCCGCUUCACCUCCUGGUCGCUGUUGUCUCAUUUGGUGUCAUCCUCAACCUGGCUGCUGGCAUCUUUCUGCGCCCAACUUGGCCGGCUUCAGUGCAAAGCACAACCAACAUGCCGAUUGUGGCAAUCCGUACUGGCGUUGCAUCCACUGCACUCGUUCCUCCUAAUUCUGCACAUUCUGCACAAGUGGUCAGCAUGGAAUCACCAUCUGUUCUGAGCACAAUUGCAACCACAACCACAACCACAUCCAUGUCAGUUUCGUCAGUUUCGACUGAUUUGCCAUCACAUCAGGCGCCAACAGUGGUUGACGAUGUCCACCAGGAGCCGUACAUGUCAAAGGUGCAGGCGAACGUAGUCAUGAUCCGAGCACGACUACAACGCCAUUUGGUACCUGCCAGUAUUCAACUGCGGAACGCCUUGGGAACAGCACGGGAGACGAUGGAAUCGCUCAUAGCCCUGGAGCUUGACAAGGCUGCUAAGGAACAUCUUGCCAUCGCUCAAAAUCGAGCACAACAUAUGGUCGGAAUGGUGAGGUUUCGGGUUAAGAGCCUUUGGGAGUAGGUUACAAAUGCCGUUGUGAAGGUCAUUGAUAUUGUCAGAAUAGGAGCUUUCGAAUCCAGCCGUACGCAUGAAGCAUUGGGAAAGGAAUGGCAUUGGAGGCUAUGGAGGAACACGGGUUAGCAGCACAGAGGCACAGGAAUGGCAAUACCCAGGUGUUCAUAGGAUGUCACAAUCAAUAGAGAUUGAAACCACCGAUUGAUGCUACUUUCGUUUAGC
Molecule: messenger RNA, 2603 nt
Organism: Exophiala mesophila
Lineage: Eukaryota; Fungi; Ascomycota; Eurotiomycetes; Chaetothyriales; Herpotrichiellaceae
Exons: 1
Coding region: 429-2387 (652 amino acids)
Source: RefSeq, a predicted model, not a curated record